AUGACAGGGGGCCAGGACCUCGUAGUCUUUGCGACAGCGAGGGUCAACGAACCCAUCGUGCAGGGCGCCGUCGUUGAUGUCAAGGUAAAGUCCCUCGGCACUGCGGUGUACCACAAACGGUUCGACAUCUGUGAAGAGCUGGGAAAGAUGGGGCAACACUGCCCAGUGGCGCCCUCCGAUUUCCUCGUCAAUGGGACCUGGCCCAUCCCCAAGAAGGGCUUCCCUCAUGGUACUUAUGGUAUAAACGCAUUCGCCAGGUUUCCGGACGGCCGCCCCAUCUCCUGCGUCGAAGGAAAGGUCAAGAUGUGA
This is a messenger RNA of Diaporthe citri, 309 nucleotides long. RefSeq lists its product as uncharacterized. NCBI's taxonomy places the organism in Eukaryota, Fungi, Ascomycota, Sordariomycetes, Diaporthales, Diaporthaceae. The record is from RefSeq and is a predicted model, not a curated record. The transcript has 2 exons. The coding region runs from base 1 to 309 and encodes 102 amino acids.